Messenger RNA from Vigna umbellata (rice bean), 1080 nucleotides. Lineage: Eukaryota; Viridiplantae; Streptophyta; Magnoliopsida; Fabales; Fabaceae. The record is from RefSeq and is a predicted model, not a curated record.
AUGGCGAUGAGCUUCAUGACAGGAAAAGGUCUAUCAACCACCCAGUUGUUGAACUUGGUGGUGAAUACACUGUAUGAUAAAUUUGUUGAGAAGGAUAUCAAAGGAUUUGAUGGAUUCAAUGUUGGUAUUCUUGAUACCUUCAACACUAUCAACAUGGCCUUACCCGGCAAGCAUUUUGUUGCACCUUCAUAUAAGGAUGUAAAGGAAUUGUUCGAACAAUGGAAAGAAAUUGAUACAGAAGAGAAGAGAAAGAAGUUCAUUAAGUUCAUCAUCGAGAAAGUGAAUAUAAACAAAGUAGACGAGUCUAUGUUAAUCACCGCAAUAAUGGCACCACCAGCAGCCAUGAUGGCUAAAAAAACAGGACAAAUAGUGCCUCAACUUGCACUCAUGAAUGCAAUACCUGAUGUUGUAUUUGUGCCCUCAGCUACAAUUUUGGCUCUAAUUGCUGUCAAGAUCAUAAGAUUAACCUUCAUUAGAAAGACAACAUCCAAGGAUACAGUCUCGUAUAUUACUGAGAUAGAGGAAAAACCUCAAAUUAAAACUAAACAACAACCUCAAAUUCCAACUACACCUGAAACUGAAGUAGAAGAGCCUCAAACUGAACAACAACCUCAAACUCCAACUACACCUAAAACUGAAGUAGAAGAACCUCAAACUGAACAACAACCUCAAACUCCAACUGCACCUGAAACUGAAGUAGAAGAACCUCAAACUGAACAGCCUCAAACUCCAACUACAUCUGAAACUAAAGUAGAAGAACAUGAAAUUGAAUCUGAACAAGAAUCUCAAACUCCAACUAGACCUAAAAUUGAAAGUAUACAAGAACCUCUAACUAUAACUACAUUUGAAACUAAAAUAGAAGAAGAGUCUCAAACUACAGCUACACCUGAAACUUUGAAAGAAGAACCUCAAAGUGGAACUGAAAUAAAAAAGGAACUUCAAUCUCAAACUACAAAUGUGCCAGAAACUGCAAUACAAGGACCUCAAAUUCCAAUCCAACAAAAACCACACUUUAUAACUGGUCAUGUCCACAAAGACAACACCACUUGUUUCUUAUGUAAUGAAUACCACAUUUAUUGA